AUUCUACUAUCAAGAAAUUACAUUAUAGGCUAUAUAAAGCAAAUUAUUAUCACUAAAAUUUAGUAACUUUUGUCAAUCUAAUUGCAGUAUUUUUUCCCCUUUCACGUCGUUACAAUGGUAUUUGAUAUCAAAGGGAAAUUCGCUCUUAUCACUGGUGCAGCUAAUGGAAUCGGUUUGGCUUAUGUCCAAGAGCUUUUGAAGAAUGGGGCAAAAGGUGUUGCCAUAGUGGACAUCAGCAAAAAUGGAGAGGAAGUAGCAGCACAAUUCAACAGACAAUACGCUGACAGGACAAUUAUUUUCAUUUUAGCAAAUGUUACUAACAAAAGCGAACUGGAAGCUGCUUUCAACAAAGCUUUUUCAACUUUUAAAACUUUAGACAUCGUAAUCAACAAUGCAGGUAUCUUGAACGAUGCUCAAUGGGAAAAACAAGUCGCUUUAAAUUGUAAUGCUGUCGUCGAAGGUAGCCUUCUAGCAAUCAAAUUUUUCGGCAAAAAUAACGGAGGCAAAGGAGGAGUCGUAGCCAACAUAGCGUCAAUUCUAGGCCUCCAAAAACUCUCUGGAUGUCCAAUCUACGUAGCCACCAAACAUUUCGUUGUAGGCUUGACCAGAUCAUUCGGCUCAGACUUCUACUGGGAUUUGACCGGCAUCAAAUUCGUCACUAUGUGCCCAGGAGUCACUGACACACCGCUUAUUUCUGAAGCCAGCAAAUUCGCUUUGCAAGGACAAUAUCCCAGAUUGGGUGAACUUUUAGCUGGAGAAUUGGGAGCUUUAGCUCCACAACCAACUUCGAAUGUUGCUGAAGGCAUGAUUACACUUAUAACCAAAGGCGAGAAUGGUAGUGUAUGGGUAUCUGAAGGCGGACAAGAUGUUUAUGAAGUUGAAAUUCCGGAUAGGCUUAGUUUACGCAAGAACUGAGUUAUUUUUUUGUGUGAAUAUGUAGUGUUAUUAUUUAUUAAAUUUGUAAGAAUAAGACAAGAAACUGUAGACCAAGAAAAUCGUUAUAUUCUGGCAAAUAAAAACCUAAUGAAUAUUUGUUUGAAGUAAUAACGAGAAGAUGGGGUCACAGAAUAAUUAAAGUAUUUUUUCCAA
Molecule: messenger RNA, 1089 nt
Organism: Ceutorhynchus assimilis (cabbage seed weevil)
Lineage: Eukaryota; Metazoa; Arthropoda; Insecta; Coleoptera; Curculionidae
Source: the annotation of a GenBank genome assembly